GUAGGAUUAUUUUCCCACGAACGACUUGGCCAAAAAAACAAAGGAGGCCGAAUUGAAGCAACUACUUUUCUCCAUCAUCAUCACCAUCGGCGAAAUCCGCCAAAAAUUGAUCUCCAUUUGGAAAUCCAGAUCAUGCUCUAGAGCCCUAGUUUAGAUCUCGAAGGAAGACAAUGGGACGGAUCUUCGAGUACUUCGUCGUGUGCGGACUUGGUCCAGAGAUGCGAACCGUGGAUGGAGAUCUUGGAUUCCAUGGAAUGCAAACAUUCUACUUGCCUGCUCUUCUUGACCAGUUCCCUCCUACUGAUCAAUCUCCUUACCCUGCCCCUCCUCCUCAGCUUCCUACUUGUGUUCUUCCUGCUGGGGUGGAGUUCCAUUCUUCUGGUUUUGUUUCCAGUGACCCUGCAAGUUUCCCACGGAGCUAUCCCAUAGUCUUGACGGAGGGUGAUGGAUCAAAAAUAUUUGUCAGUUGCAUUGCAUUUCGGGAUCGAGUCUGUGAGGAUAUUAUUGAAGCUUAUCGCUUACCGCCGAAUACAUACGCAGACAAGUGUAUCUGUCUUGUGUCUCAUGCCCCCAAUUUCCGUGUUCUUCGUAAUUCUCUCGAAGAGAUUUUUGUUCUUUGCUUCUCUUCAGAAGGAAGCUGUAAGCCAUUGUGGGAUAUUAUCGCCUAUAUGGUAUCUAAUGUGCCAUUGCCGACUCCCGGAAAAGACAGAGUCUUGUUUGCUGUCGAGAAUUGCCUGCUCUCGGUGGAAGCACCUCCAGAGGAUAGUCUUCCUCAGGCAGAUAUAUCUCUCCAGCCUCUUGUACAAUGCUUGGAUGUCGACAACUUGAUUAAGCUGUUUACAUCUGUACUAGUUGAAAGGAGGAUUUUGAUUCGAUCCAACAAGUAUUCGCUUUUGACUCUGGUGUCUGAAUCCAUAUGUCAUUUGAUUUAUCCUUUUCGAUGGCUGCAAGUCUACAUUCCAUUACUAUUUUUUAGUGGAGUAGACUACAUUGAUGCACCAACACCAUAUAUGAUGGGUCUCCACUCUGAUGUCGAUACAUCCAAUCUUGCUAUGGAUGGCGUUGUAGUGGUGGAUCUUGACAUAAACCAAAUUACUACUUCUGAAGAGAUACCUCAGAUACCAGAGCCUGAGUUCAGCACUUUGCGAAACGAUAUCUUGAAACUACUGCACCCUAAUGUUGUAGCGAUUGAUCAGUUGAAGGGCUUUGGUAAUUCCGUUGAGCAGUGCCCUAAAAGCCUUAGCAAACCUUGGGGAGAGGAUCAUGACCUUCAACUCAGGGUUAUAUUCUUAAAGUGUUUUGCAUCUAUCUUGGGUGGCUACCGCAAUUUCAUAGAAAACAAAGUUUUUAGCACUGAUGCGUUUCUGAAGAGACGGUCUCGUUCCACAAAUCAGCCACCAGAGCCUAUGUUGGUUCAAUUCUUGGGCUCUUUUGCAUUCCUCGAUUACCUUGAAAGGCGUCUAAGCUCUGAUGAGAAGAGUACUAAUCUCCUUGAGAAGUUACAAGAUGCAGUUGGAAGGGGUCAAGAUGCAAUGUCGAUUCUGCCUAAAUCUUCUAUGGAGCCUGAAAUAAUCACAAUAGCCGAGCCAGAAGUUGAAGAAUCAGCCACCAGGUAUACCUAUGACAGGUUUCCUGCGAGUGUUCGGUCAGAGGAACAAGAAGAAAAGCGAAAGCAGAUCCUUGCAGCAGCAAGCGGGGCUCUUGAAUCCAAUGGAAGGCACCCUCCAAGCUCACCGCCAGGGAAGAACACCAAAGAAGACAAUUUCAGUUCAAUGGAGAGGGCUGCAGAAAGAGAACGAAUGGUCUUGGAUAUACAAGUCAAGUUGCAGGGAUUAUGGCUCCGUCUUCUGAAACUGGGUUCAGAUGAAGAUCCUCUUUCUUCAUUCGAAUACGGCACAAUAUUGGCUCUGAUUGAAUCUGAUGCUGAGGGGAUUGGUGGGAGUGGCUUUAUCGAGUGUAUACGAGAGCAUCUGUAUUCGGGCUGGCAUGGUCAAUUGUCCGAGGAGCAGUUCAUUGCGGUCAAAGAAUUGCUCAAAAUGGCUGUGGGCCGUGCUGCUUCAAGAAGCGAUUUGUCGACAGUGCGGGAUGCACUUGAAGUUUCUGCAGAAAUGUUCAAGAAGGAUGCCAAUAAUGUCUCUGACUAUGUUCAGCGUCAUCUCAUCUCCAUACCCAUCUGGGAGGAGUUGAGAUUUUGGGAAGGUUACUUCGAGUAUCUCAUGGAGCAGCCUGCAAAUGAAUCUGUGAACUAUGCUACUUUGGUCACAGCCAGACUAAUCAUAGUGGCAUCACAUAUGGCUGGCUUGGGACUUCCUGAUACAGAAGCUUGGAACAUGAUCGAGACAAUAGCAGAGAAACAAAAGCUUGGAUAUAAAUUACUGAUUAAACUUAGAGGGUUCCUGUCGCAUGUUCAGCAACUUCGUGUCGGCUAUUGGGGUGCUUCUUCAUUUAAGCAGCAGGCCAUAUCUGCUGGGUUGCCAUCCCCGCGUCCAAAAGAUGUCUCUGUCUCUGAUGAAACCCAGCAACCCUCAGAAGCUUCUGGAAGGAGUUGGGUUCAGAGUAUGUUUAGCAGAGAUACAGCAUCGAGAGCGAACUCGUUCAGUCGUGUUCGUAAGUGGGUAUCUGAUAAUGCAUCUUCAGACAUAACUGCUGCUGCGCAGAAGAAAAUUCAGACCAAUGUACGUGUUCUGAAGGGUCACGGUGGUGCUGUCACUGCCUUGCACUCUGUGACAAGAAGGGAAGUCUGUGAUCUUGUGGGCGAUCGCGAGGAUGCUGGGUUCUUUAUCAGCGGUAGUACAGACUGUCUGGUCGGUAUAAAAUGCUUGAUUGGAAAAAUGUUUAUAUGGUUAUUUUUCAUUCAUCAGUUUUUUAAUCAUCUAGUUGACGUUGCUUUGCACCUAUAAAUGUUCUUGAUAUCUACAUUGAGAACACAUAAAGAGUGUUAUAUUAUAUUAGAUCUAAAUAUCUAAAGGAUGGUUGCAUUCACUAUCUGUUAGGCCUAAAGAUCAUUACUUAGAGGGUCAAAGGGUAGUUCGCUCAUUUGCUAUUAAUUCUUAUCUAGAUUAAGUGAAUUAUUUUGCUUUUAUUGUUACCACAGUCGUGGAUAUAGUAAAUUAGAAUAUUUGGAAGAAUAACUUUGCCAAAGUAGAACUGGAACAAUAACCCGCAUGCUGCUUCUUUUCCUGUGCAAUGUGUCAACUUCUUAUGGAGAUAGUCAUUGAUUGAAAAGUUUUCACUUAAGAGAUGAUGAGCUUGCUCUUAAAUAGGAUGUUGUAGUCUUUCACACUUUCAUUUCUUGAAAUUUAGAUCGAGGUAAACCUUAAUACAGAAUGGUAAUGACAAUCUAGCAUCCCCUUUUGGUUGCUUCCUGAAUUUGAGCAGGUUAAAAUUUGGGAUCCAAGUCUGCGUGGUUCUGAACUUCGAGCAACUUUGAAAGGACAUACUGGAACCGUGCGUGCUAUAAGCUCUGACAGAGGAAAGAUAGUUUCAGGAUCAGAUGAUCUAUCUGUGAUCGUAUGGGACAAACAGACAACUCAACUUCUAGAAGAACUGAAAGGCCAUGAUUCACAGGUAAGUUGUGUCAAGAUGCUUUCAGGCGAACGUGUCCUCACUGCUGCACAUGAUGGAACAGUUAAGAUGUGGGACGUUCGAACCGAUAUGUGUGUUGCAACUGUUGGCCGAUGCUCUAGUGCCAUUCUUUCACUAGAAUAUGAUGACUCCACAGGAAUCUUGGCUGCUGCUGGCAGAGAUACGGUUGCAAAUAUAUGGGAUAUUCGUUCAGGAAAGCAAAUGCAUAAGCUGAAAGGGCAUACCAAAUGGAUACGAUCAAUUCGAAUGGUCGAAGAUACCUUGAUUACUGGAAGUGAUGACUGGACAGCAAGAGUGUGGUCUGUCUCCAGAGGAUCAUGCGAUGCUGUUUUGGCAUGCCAUGCUGGGCCAGUACAAUCUGUUGAAUACUCCCCGUUUGACAAAGGAAUAAUCACAGGCUCGGCGGAUGGGUUGCUACGCUUUUGGGAAAAUGACGAAGGCGGCAUUAAAUGCGUGAAAAACAUAACACUCCAUAGUUCUUCUAUACUAUCAAUCAACGCUGGUGAAAAUUGGUUAGGCAUUGGAGCAGCAGAUAACUCAAUGUCUCUUUUCCAUCGUCCUUCUAACGCCGGAACCAAAGUCUCAGGCUGGCAACUUUAUAGAGUACCACAAAGAACAGCCGCCGUGGUGAGAUGUGUUGCGUCAGAUCUCGAGAGGAAACGGAUAUGUAGCGGUGGCCGAAAUGGAGUUCUCCGGCUGUGGGAUGCCACCAUCAACAUCUGAUUAUGUCUUCCACAACUUUUUCUUUGUGUAUUUUUAAGAGUAUGUGUUAUUGUUACCUUGUAUGUUUGCUUAUGUUCUUUGAGAUAUGUGGUUUAAGAAAAUUUUGAUUUUCUUUUAUAUAUGUUUUCUCAGUGAUUCUUGUUUUGAUCAAUCCACUAAUUAAUAAACUUUGGCGUUUUAAAAUGUAUGAAAUGAGAUUCGAUUAAAUGUAAGGACCUGUCAAAAUUUAGAAAUCCAGAUAUUUG
Molecule: messenger RNA, 4553 nt
Organism: Arabidopsis thaliana (thale cress)
Lineage: Eukaryota; Viridiplantae; Streptophyta; Magnoliopsida; Brassicales; Brassicaceae
Gene: SCD1
Product: stomatal cytokinesis defective / SCD1 protein (SCD1)
Exons: 30
Coding region: 171-2900 (909 amino acids)
Cellular component (GO): clathrin-coated vesicle; plasma membrane
Source: RefSeq, marked reviewed